CGAACUGCACUCAAUCAUGAGAUACUUCGAUGGGAAAUACGUCACGUGAUACCCUGAGCUAUUCCGUAGUACCUCCCCUCACCCACUCUCCUGGAAUGGCCUUCCCACAUAUCCCUCAGGAUCUGAAAGAGGGCACAAGGGUAGUCGUACAGACGAAGUAUGGACCUCUUAGAGGCGGUCGCACAACUAACGGUGCAGCAGUCUUCCUAGAGGUUCCAUACGCUCUGCCUCCUGUGCGUUUCACUGACCCCCAACCCCUCCCUGAGGAUUACUGGUACGAGGAAAAAGAUUACGUUCACGAGACAAGGCACUGCUACCAACCGGAUAAUGAUGGGCAAGGAGAAGGAGUUCCGGCUGCCGAUCGCAAAGGGUUCGGUGAACCGUCAGAGAAUCCUUUAUUCUUGAACAUUGUGUCCCCAUCUCGAUUCACUACGAAAUCCAAGUUUCCUGUCACAGUUUUCAUUCAUGGAGGCUUCCUUCAGUUCGGGUCACCACACGAACUUAGCAGUCAGGCCCAAUACGCUGCGGAGGAACGUGAACAAGUCUUCGUCAAUAUCGGUUACCGCUUGUCUGUGCUGGGAUUCCUGGCAUCUGACGAACCACGGGUCGACGGGAACUUUGGCUUUAAGGACCAAUGGCUCGCUUUACGCUGGAUCCGCGAGAACAUCACAGGGUUUGGAGGCGACUCGGAAAACAUUCGGCUUACGGGACUGUCUGCUGGCGCACAUUCGGUACAUCAAAUCUUGCACCACAUAUCGCGUUUGCCAGACGGCGAGAUGUCACCGAUUCACACUGCCGUCCUACAAUCGAAUGCCAUACUAACUGUCCCAAAAACUUUGGGUGAGUUGCGACCCCAGUUUGAGGCACUGUGCCGGGCGUUGCACCUCGAUCCAAAGGCCCCUCAUAUCCUCCAGACUUUACGCGACUCAGCUAAAGUUCCGGCGGAGGCUCUGAUGGGCAUAAUCGAGGACGGCAGCCUUGAUGUUGAGUACAGGACAUUCCGAGGCUGUCUCGACGGUGAGUGGAUGGCAAGCGAUCCAAAUCCGAUGUCGUGGCAAAAAUCUGGCAAUUUGGCUCGCAAGCUGAGAGAGAAAGGUGUCAAGAGCAUAGCAAUCGGUCAUCUCAGCGAAGAGUGGUACCUCUAUUCCAUUGCUCACCCAGUCAAUGGACCGGAGGAUGUUUUGCCAAACAUCCUACGUUACUAUCCGCGCCCGGUUGUCGAGAAGCUUAUGCCAAUGUACAGAAGUUUACCAACCUCAGCAAGCGCAGAGGAGGCGCGGAGGCUUAUGGGCGAUAUUCUGAGCGACGGGCAAGUACACUUACCUGUCCGGCUUUUCGCGAGAGACUUUCAGCGAGCCAGAUUCUCGGUGUUCAGAUAUCAAAUACAUUGGACCCCCGAGCAAGUCAGGCCGAACGGAUUGGUCACUCAUGGAACAGACCGCUGCCUGUGGGCGCUGCGAGUCCCGAUCAUGAGUUUACCACAGAAAAGGGUGGCGGUAGCAUGGCUAGACGCUAUCGACAAGGAGCUCAGCAUUCUAGAGCGCGAGGGGACACAAACAAGAGCGCUCAACCAGGCAUUGACGCUACGGGAGGACCAGACCAUUGGGUGGGUAGAAGACAAGGAUUGGGAUCAGCUUAUGGAAAUUGUGAAGGUGCUGCCCGGGGAAGAUAUGUGAGGGCAGAAUGGAAUGGAAGGUAUCAUAAGGCAUCCCGAAACACUAGCAGUUGUUAGAACAUUCGAACUACACCAGGGAGUUUUACACGCAGAGGUUGGGCAACGGCAGAGAACGAAGAAUCCACAAAGAACCUACAGAAGCUAUGGUUGCCCAAUAAACAUGAACUGUCACAUAUAUUGUCUUAGAUGUUGAAGCUAGAAUAUGACAGCGAAGCCGAAGAUAGACACUGCGAUGGAGAAAACUGCCCGCCAGAGCAGGCCCGAUGGAAUAUCUAUGUUUGCGCCAUUAGCAGUAGCCGCACCGGUAGUGCUGGGGGCCGGAGUGGAUGUCACGCCAGAGGUGUCAGUGGGAGAAACACCCGAAUCUGUUAUCGAAACUGGAGUAGAUGUAGCGCCAGUGGUGUCAGUGGGGGAAACUCCUGGAUUUUUC
Molecule: messenger RNA, 2105 nt
Organism: Pisolithus orientalis
Lineage: Eukaryota; Fungi; Basidiomycota; Agaricomycetes; Boletales; Pisolithaceae
Product: Alpha/Beta hydrolase protein
Exons: 12
Coding region: 30-1676 (548 amino acids)
Source: RefSeq, a predicted model, not a curated record